AUGUGUUUCGCAAAUCGAAGUCGUUGCAAGCGAUGCAGCAAGGAAACCAUCCAAUACGUUUCUAAAUGCCAGCAAUACCCUGAUGUCACCACCGAAACCGCUACCCACGCUAUUCGAGGCCGACAUCGCCGAAUCAGAUGCUGCAAGGAAUGCAAACGCGUUGAAAGACGACGAGCUGCUGAAGAAGCCGAAUCAACCACGAUGCAUCACCAUCAAGCCAAAGCUAUUAUUGAAUGGCAACGAUUGGAGCGUCCGCUUCCAUUGACCGAUGAAGCGAUUGCGAGUAAGUACACGGAUCUUUUCAUGAGCAAAGAGAGACUUCAUCCUUACUGUAUUGGCUUUACUGAUAUUCAUAGAAACUACAUGGCAGGACAUAGACAACAUCUCGCGGCCCGUGCUAAUGAUAUCCUGGAAGCACUUGCGGAAGUCGAUCACGAUUUGACUGAUGAUGAAUUUCAAAUCGUCUCCGUGGUUCUUUCUGAAGAUGCCAUGUUUGACGAGUGCAUUCAAAGACAAGCGGAAAUCGAUUCCGGUUCCAGAACCAUGACCGAAUCAGACAAGGGCUUUUCAUUACACGAAGUUGGCAGCACUCGAAACUUCAAUAAAGGCAUGGAAACGGUUCGAUCAGCAGCGAAGAGAAAUAACUUUGGAACUUGGACCGCAAACAUGCCAGAUCGUUAUGUUGCCGAAGAUAGAGUCCGUCGGGAAAUCAUCGCUUACAUCGACGCCUUGGAAAAUGCUAGCGCAGAUGAUGACCGAAUCGACGAAUUCAUCGGCCGGGUCGUGCGCCAAUUUCAACAGGAUGAGGAAACCUUCGACUUCGACCCCAAUGCCCACUCCUUGGCAAGCGAAGUCCCCGUAUGGGGCCGAGUCGAAGAUCGCAAGACCUUCUGCGAAUGGAAACACGAAAACGAACAAUCAUUUAAAAUCCUCAAUGGAAAAUUCGAUCGAUGGUACACAAUCAUAAACCAGUAUCGCAAGUAUCUGAUCGAAGUUGCCCCCGCCCAAGCCACUCUUUUCUCGAUAUCACGAAACACGAUCGCCGCACGUAUGUUCCGGACUCUCGCUGGGAGACCCGAACUAGCACCACGAGCAAGCGUUCCCGAGCCCGAACAACCCAGACUCCAGCCACAGGAUGACGACGAUGAUAACGCCAGUUCCUUGGAACUAGACGAUUACAUUGAUUCCGAAUCCGAGGACGACCCUUCUGCCAUGGCACUAUCAGACUCCGAUGACGAAUCCAGCGGAAUAGAAAUGACAUCUUCUCGCCAACGCAUCCAGCAAUCCCUUGCCAGACUCGCGCAAUUAGUACUCAUCUCUAACGAAUUCAUUCGCGAACUCCCUGGUAUCAUCGAUACCGGAGCUGCCUAUCUCAAUCAAUGUAUUCGCUUCCUCAACGACCAGUUAGCUAGCGAUAGCUAUCCCACCGAAGCUGAAUGGGAGGUUGUGAGACAGUAUACUGCGAAUGCGAUGGAGAUGCUUCAUCAUUUGAACGAGGAACGGAAUGCGAGAGCUAGUAGACAAGCGGAGGAAGAACAACCGAGUGCGCGGCACGAGCCAACACCAGAACCAGAACCUUUUUUCGUGGAUGUCACACCUAUGGAGGUUGAGAUCAUCGAAGAAGAGCCCGAUAAUAUCGCCUAUGGCCGUCGCAGUAUCUUUAGUCUUCCACCACCAGUGGAAGCUAGUGAAUGGCGAAGAGUAGAGGAGGGAAGUGAGGAUGGGGAUGUGUGGCGUGGUGAAUUGUUUGAAGAGGAUGAAGAGUAG
Molecule: messenger RNA, 1767 nt
Organism: Botrytis porri
Lineage: Eukaryota; Fungi; Ascomycota; Leotiomycetes; Helotiales; Sclerotiniaceae
Exons: 1
Coding region: 1-1767 (588 amino acids)
Source: RefSeq, a predicted model, not a curated record